Molecule: messenger RNA, 884 nt
Organism: Polypterus senegalus (gray bichir)
Lineage: Eukaryota; Metazoa; Chordata; Cladistia; Polypteriformes; Polypteridae
Product: T-cell antigen CD7-like
Exons: 4
Coding region: 133-753 (206 amino acids)
Biological process (GO): adaptive immune response
Cellular component (GO): membrane
Molecular function (GO): signaling receptor activity
Source: RefSeq, a predicted model, not a curated record
UCAAAGGCACAUGUCCUGUUUGGCAUAUCUGUCACCGCUUUCUAUUUCCUCUCCUGCUUCUUUAUACACAAAAGCGCACCUUUGCGCAGCUCACGGCACAGGCGACAAUCGGAGAAGAAAGGCGACUGAGCGAUGUCCGUGACAAUGGCCGCUGUCGUGUGGCUGACCCUGCUCGCACUUUCUUUGACAACAAGCACCGGGCGCGCGACGACUGUACAACAGACUCCAAAAGUAAAAGAGGUGACACCAGACCAGAAUAUCAACAUCACUUGUUACAUCAGUUUGACGGAGCUUGACAUGCUGUGUCUACGAAGACUGUACACCAACCCAGGCAAAAUAGCUUGUGUUCAUAAAAAAUCUGAUCCAGUCAUCGAUGCAACAUAUUUAAACCGAACAAACAUCAUAAAAGAGUUUCCAAAUACAAUCAUUACAAUCAGCAAAUUACAAGAAAAUGACACCGAUGUGUACAUGUGCGAGUAUUCCCAGAUUAAUAUGAAGACGUACGCAAUGGAAACCUUCAAUGGCACUGGCACGCUCAUUAUAGUUAAAGAUAUCAAGACACCAGAAGAUCAGUGCAGCGAUGUACAAAUGCCAGACCUGUUAACCAUGCUGAUCGUCACCUUGAGUUCAGCAGUCAUCAUUUUGGUGAUUGUGUUUUUUGCUAUAUUCGUUUCUAAAACAGAUUUGAUCAAGAAGCUGUGUUCCAAGAAGCCAUCAAAAGAGGCUGUUUAUGAAGAAAUGAUCAAAAUAUAGCGGCACCCAAGACCAGAGGAAGUGCAUCUUUGACCGCGUGCAGCAAUUUCUAUUUUCUAGACUUUCUGGGUCACUUGAACUGUACACCACAUUAACAUGUGGCUUUGGCCCUUGUUGUGCACAUAAAGACU